Astyanax mexicanus (Mexican tetra) is the source of this 2541-nucleotide messenger RNA. RefSeq names its product succinate dehydrogenase complex, subunit A, flavoprotein (Fp) (gene sdha). Lineage: Eukaryota; Metazoa; Chordata; Actinopteri; Characiformes; Acestrorhamphidae. The transcript is spliced from 15 exons. The record is from RefSeq and is a predicted model, not a curated record. Gene Ontology annotation, biological process: tricarboxylic acid cycle; mitochondrial electron transport, succinate to ubiquinone. Gene Ontology annotation, molecular function: electron transfer activity; flavin adenine dinucleotide binding; succinate dehydrogenase (quinone) activity. The coding region runs from base 99 to 2087 and encodes 662 amino acids.
GGGUGGCGGUUCAGCUCUUCAGUCGGUUGACACUCCCGCAGUAACUCCAGCAGCAGAGGAAGGGCAGCACUCAGACCUGUCAUUAACACAUUAGCAACAUGGCCGCGGCGCUAGCUGCCUACCGUGUCCUCGGGAAGAGGGUGCUGUCGUAUAAAACAGUGCCAGCUGUUUUCCCAGAAGGCAUACGCAAACUUCAUUUCUCCAUUCAUGGAAAAAGAGGAGAAGCUAAAAUCUCAGAUGCUAUAUCCACACAGUAUCCAGUGGUAGAUCAUGAGUUUGAUGCUGUGGUGGUGGGAGCAGGAGGUGCUGGAUUACGUGCAGCAUUUGGGCUGUCAGAGGCUGGCUUCAAUACAGCAUGCGUCACCAAACUGUUUCCCACUCGCUCUCAUACUGUGGCUGCACAGGGUGGAAUCAAUGCAGCUCUCGGCAACAUGGAGGAAGAUGACUGGCGGUGGCAUUUUUAUGACACGGUUAAAGGAUCCGAUUGGUUGGGAGAUCAAGAUGCCAUUCACUAUAUGACUGAGCAAGCCCCUGCUGCAGUGGUUGAGCUGGAGAACUUCGGUAUGCCCUUCAGUCGUACAGAGGAUGGAAAGAUCUACCAGCGUGCUUUCGGAGGGCAGAGUUUGAAGUAUGGAAAAGGAGGACAGGCUCACAGGUGCUGCUGUGUGGCUGACAGGACGGGUCACUCUCUUCUGCACACUCUCUAUGGACGGUCUCUGAGGUACGACACAAGCUACUUUGUGGAGUAUUUUGCUCUGGACCUGCUGAUGGAAGAUGGAGAGUGUAAAGGAGUCAUUGCACUCUGCAUGGAGGAUGGAUCCAUCCACCGCAUCAGAGCCAAGAACACAGUAAUUGCCACAGGUGGUUAUGGCCGCACAUAUUUCAGCUGCACCUCAGCCCACACUAGCACAGGAGAUGGUAAUGCCAUGGUUACACGUGCUGGCCUGCCGUGUCAGGACCUGGAGUUUGUUCAGUUCCACCCCACAGGUAUCUAUGGAGCUGGUUGCCUGAUCACAGAAGGCUGUCGUGGAGAAGGUGGAAUUUUGAUCAACAGUGAAGGUGAACGGUUUAUGGAACGCUACGCUCCAAAUGCUAAAGACUUGGCCUCCAGGGAUGUGGUGUCGCGCUCCAUGACUAUUGAAAUUCGCGAGGGAAGAGGUGUAGGGCCAGAGAAGGACCAUGUUUAUCUGCAGCUCCACCACCUUCCUCCUCAGCAGCUGGCUACCCGCCUGCCCGGAAUCUCAGAAACUGCUAUGAUAUUUGCUGGGGUGGAUGUCACCAAAGAGCCUAUCCCUGUCUUGCCCACAGUCCACUACAACAUGGGAGGCAUUCCCACCAACUACAAGGGACAGGCUAUUACUUACAAAGAUGGUAAAGACCAGGUAGUGCCAGGGUUAUAUGCAUGUGGAGAAGCUGGCUGUGCCUCUGUACAUGGUGCCAAUCGCCUGGGAGCCAACUCUUUGCUGGAUCUGGUUGUGUUUGGUCGUGCCUGUGCCCUGACCAUUGCUGAGAAUGAUAAGCCAGGAGAGAAGCUUUCACCCCUGAAACCAAACGCAGGAGAGGAGUCAGUUGCUAAUUUGGACAAAAUCCGCUUUGCUAAAGGCAGUAUGAGGACCUCUGAGAUUAGGCUCAAUAUGCAGAAGACCAUGCAGGCCCAUGCUGCUGUAUUUCGUACUGGAGAUGUUCUAAAAGAGGGAUGUGUCAAAAUGGAUGCCAUCUAUCAGACAUUGGAUGACGUCAAAACAUUUGACAGAGGUAUUGUUUGGAACACUGACCUGGUGGAGACUUUAGAGCUCCAGAACCUGAUGCUCAAUGCUGUGCAGACUAUCAACGCAGCUGAGGCCCGCAAAGAAAGCAGGGGGGCUCAUGCCCGUGAGGAUUUCAAGGAACGUGUGGAUGAGUAUGAUUACUCCAAGCCCCUACAGGGACAAGAGAAGAAGCCUUUUGAGCAGCACUGGAGGAAGCACACACUCUCUUAUGUAGAUCCUAAAACAGGAAAGGUCACUCUGGAAUACAGGCCUGUGAUUGAUGACUCUCUGAACAAUGAAGACUGUGCUGCUAUUCCUCCUGCUAUCCGUUCCUAUUAAACACAAAUGCACUUUAACAUUUGAGGCCUCCUACACAUUUAUCAGUAAUAUGCUUUUGAAGUGUACUCUGCUCCAAUCAGACUCAUCAUGAAGUGCUUCAGUACUGGUAGUUCUAAAUAAAUCUAGUGUUUUGAGGUCUGUUGUAUAUUGUAUGUUCUUUAACUCAAAAAAAGGUUUCGUUUUGUUAUUUCUGACAAAUAAAAUGAAUCUGUGCUUUUAUGCAGAUAUGUACAAAUUGGUUGUGUCCAGCUUCUAUAUGCCUUCUAUAUUUAUAUUGGCGUAAUCCUGGUGAUACUGCAUGUUUAGUGUUCAGUAGAUCUGUUUAAGGUUAUUGACAAAUUCCAUCUAUUCCUAAUCUGAGAACUUUUCUGCAUGAUGGUGUUUUUGUGUAUGUGUUUUGGCAAGAAGACAUAAACAGACUUACAAAUAAAAUUGAUUUGUUUGUCUCACCAUA